AUGGAUGCCAAGAGACAGGUCACGGCCAAGCACAUAAAGUCUGAGCUCUUUGAUCGCCCACUUUGUACCUCUUUCAAGGUUCUUGACAAGGAGUCCAUCGACUUCGUCUUCGUCUUCGUUUUCGUCUCCGUUCCGAACUUCGGCAUAUGCUCACACCUCUACUUAACAACAAACCAAAGGGAUCAAUCCUCGAAAGUUACUAAAGGUCGAGCCACAUAUAAGCAAGAGAUGCGCCUGUGGGACGAAGACACUGCGAAACUCGCAAAUUUCAACACCAGUUUCACCUUCGUUAUUGAUUCACAGGGAAGUAGUUUGCUUGGAGAUGGGCUGACCUUCUUCUUAGCCCCUACUGGUUCAAAGCUUCCUGAUCGUAAAGACGUUGGAGGAGGUUCCAUGGGUCUAAUUAUUGGAGGCAACGAAACGAUACUUAAUUCAACAGAUCAUCCUUUUGCUGCUGUGGAGUUUGAUAUUUAUCCCAGUGUCGAAUCUUACGAUGGCUGGGAUCCUCGGUAUGUACAUGUGGGUGUGGAUAUCAAUUCUAUGAAAUCUACUAGUACUGCGCCAUGGUAUCCUAAUAUCACAGGAGGCGGACAAAAUGAGGCUUUCAUCAGCUACGAUGCAAGUAAACAUAAUUUAACUAUCUCCUUUACAAAUUCUGGUCCUUCUGCCAACACUGUGUGGCAACAUCUUCAUGAAAUAGUUGACCUGACAAGGUACCUGCCUGAACGGGUUACUUUUGGUUUCUCAGCUGCCACGGGACAAAAUUUUGCAACACACAGGAUCGACAAAUGGAGUUUCUACUCAGAUGAGUUCCCGAAAGAUGCUCCCAGUCCAAACCCAAGCCCAAGACCAAGUCCCAACCCAAAAGGAAAUGCCACAGCACUUGCAACAGGAUUAGGGAUUGGAGGGACUUUGGUUUUAGUUUGUGGGGUGCUGUUGUUUGCACUCUGGAAGAAUAAAAAUAAUACGGAAGAUGAUGAGUCUAGUGAGAAAAUGAGUGACGAUUUUGAAAAAGGAACUGGGCCUAAAAAGUACUCAAAUGCUGAACUAGUGAGUGCUGCAAAUUAUUUCAGAGAUGAGCAAAAGCUUGGACAGGGAGGAUUUGAGGGUGUUUAUAGAGGUUUUCUCAAAGAUUCAAACUCCUACGUGGCCAUAAAGAGAAUAUCAAUAGAUUCUAAACAAGGGAAGAAGGAGUUUGCUUCAGAAGUAAGAAUUAUCAGCCAACUAAGACAUCGAAACUUGGUUCAACUAAGCGGUUGGUGUCAUGAAAGAAAAGAAUUAUUGCUAGUUUAUGAGUACAUGACACAUGGAAGCUUAGAUUAUCAUCUCUUCAAUGACCAAAGCUUGUUGCCAUGGUCAAUUAGAUUUAAAAUAGCUCAAGGCUUGGCCUCUGCAUUAUUGUACCUGCAUGAAGAAUGGGAACAAUGUGUUGUUCAUAGAGACAUAAAAUCAAGCAACAUCAUGCUAGAUUCUAACUUCAAUGCAAAACUUGGAGAUUUUGGAUUAGCUCGGCUUGUAGACCACACAAAAGGAGCACAAACAACAGCUUUGGCAGGAACUAUGGGCUAUAUGGCACCUGAAUGUGUCACCACUGGAAGGGCUAGCAAAGAAUCUGAUGUCUAUGGUUUUGGAGUUGUUGUUCUAAAGAUACUUUCGGGAAGAGAACCCAUCAACCCCAAGGCUCCAGAAGAUGAAAUAAACAUAGUGCAAUCGGUAUGGGAUCUCUAUGGAAGUGGUAGAAUCCUGGAAGCAAUUGAUCCAAGGCUGCAAGGAGAUUUUGACCAUGAUCAAGUCGAAUGCCUCAUGAUUGUUGGGUUAUGGUGCGCUCAUCCUGAUCAAAAUCGUAGGCCUUCAAUAAGGCAAGCAAUUCAUGUGUUAAACUUCGAAGCUACAAUUCCUAGUCUUCCUUCAAGUUAUCCUAUACCAACGUAUGGUGAAUUUCCGGUGCCCUUAUCAUUUUCAAUUCUAUCCAACGCCAAUGUUUCAGAGGUAAGUCAAAACCAGAACAUUAGCUUUAGUUCCAACACAAAUUCUUCUGGUUUCACUACAACUUCUGAUGAGAAUGUUUCACCAUGUGUAUCACUUUUGCACUCGCACAAAAAUUAAUUAUAGUUGUUCUUUGCUUGUAUUUACUGCACAAUAUUCCUAAUAUAUUAUUCUCAUUUCUUGUAUGUGUAAGUUACUGCAAUCUGGAAGUAAAACCAUAUGUGUAGAAUUAUAUAUGAUCCUGUUGGAGCUUUA
Messenger RNA from Neltuma alba, 2241 nucleotides. Its product is annotated as L-type lectin-domain containing receptor kinase IX.1-like. Lineage: Eukaryota; Viridiplantae; Streptophyta; Magnoliopsida; Fabales; Fabaceae. The coding region runs from base 1 to 2106 and encodes 701 amino acids. Gene Ontology annotation, molecular function: protein kinase activity; carbohydrate binding; ATP binding. The transcript has 3 exons. Gene Ontology annotation, biological process: protein phosphorylation. The record is from RefSeq and is a predicted model, not a curated record.